ACCCCAGCCCUCUUCCCUGAACCCCAGGGGGGAACUCUGCUGUUCUCCUGUGAAUCCUGGGCAUCCCAUUGCCUCUCUGAGCCUCAGCGGGAAUUCUGAUCUCCCCACCCCCCACAUUCUGCGCUCUCCUGGGGACCCCAGGUCUCCCUCUUCUGAACCCCAGAGAGGACCCAACCUCUUCCCCCCGGGACUCUGAACCCAAAAGAACCUCCUCUGAAAUACACAGAGGACCCGGCGCCUCUUCCUGGGUACCCCAAACUCCGAGCCUUAGUGGGGUGCACUAAGGAAACCCAGUUUCCCUUUUGUGAAUCCUCCCAGCGGGGACCCCAGAGCAGCCCCUCGGAGCUCCAGCGGGCGCUCCGUCCUCCCUGUGAAGCCCGCGGAGCCCCUCCUGGGUACCCAGGUUCUCCCUCCGAGCCUCAGGGGGACCAUCUCCUGUGCUGUGCUCCUGUGGGUACCCACUCUUACCCCGAACCUCAGAGGGUUCCCCGGCAGUGGUGUAUGUUUUGUUUUUAUUUUUUUCCUCUCACAAGCCCCAGAGAGGCUCUCAUCUCCCCCAUGUGGGAAACCCUAGCACCGUUCCCGUAAGUUUCAGGGAAGAUUCUGGUCUUCCUCGUUCAUAACCUGGUGGAACCUGAGCCCUGAGCCCCCUCCAAAGACUCAGCCAGGCCGGCGGGGCCCUCGGGACCCCUUCUCGGCGCUGCCUCCCGUGACCCUGGCCCUGAAGCCCGCUGGCCAUAAAGAUGAUGAUGUGGCCCAACUUCUUCAUGCAAGAGGAGGAGCGGUGGCGGGAGGCGGGCCGGCGGCGGGCGCACGGGCAGCAGAGCGCGGGGCUGACGCCGGAGCGGGAGGGCAAGAUCAAGCUGCUGCUGCUGCUGGCCGCGCUGGGCGCCACGCUGGCCGUGCUGGCCGUGGGCACCGAGUUCUGGGUGGAACUCAACACCUACAAGGCGAACGGCAGCGCCGUCUGCGACACCGCCCACCUGGGGCUGUGGAAGAUGUGCACCAAGCGGCUGUGGCAGGCGGACGUGCCCGCGGGCAGGGAGACCUGCGGCCCCGCGGAGCUGCCUGGAGAAGCAAACUGCACCUAUUUUAAAUUCUUCACUACGGGGGAGAAUGCACAUAUCUUCCAGAGAACCACAAAGAAAGAGGUGAAUCUGGCAGCUGCAGUGAUAGCAGUGCUGAGCCUGACAGUGAUGGCCCUGGGGUGCCUCUGUAUCAUCAGGGUGCUCAGCAAAGGGGCAGAGUUCCUGCUCAGAGUUGGAGCCAUCUGCUUUGGCCUCUCAGGCCUGCUGCUCCUGGUGAGCCUGGGCGUGUUCCGGCUUUCCGUGAAAGCCCUGCUGGAGAGCGUGGGCCCCGAGCCGCCCCCGGCGCCCGCGCUGGCCUACGAGUACUCCUGGUCCUUGGCCUGCGGUGUGGCCGCCGGGCUGGUGCUGCUGCUGGGGAGCGGCUGCGUCCUGCUGCUCCUGCUGCCACCCUGGCCCUGGGGGACCCUCUGCCCCAGGCCGGGCCCCGGGGGCGCCUAG
This is a messenger RNA of Choloepus didactylus (southern two-toed sloth), 1526 nucleotides long. RefSeq names its product calcium voltage-gated channel auxiliary subunit gamma 6 (gene CACNG6). NCBI's taxonomy places the organism in Eukaryota, Metazoa, Chordata, Mammalia, Pilosa, Megalonychidae. The coding region runs from base 744 to 1526 and encodes 260 amino acids. The record is from RefSeq and is a predicted model, not a curated record. The transcript is spliced from 4 exons. Gene Ontology annotation, biological process: calcium ion transport; regulation of calcium ion transmembrane transport via high voltage-gated calcium channel. Gene Ontology annotation, cellular component: membrane; L-type voltage-gated calcium channel complex. Gene Ontology annotation, molecular function: calcium channel regulator activity.